AUGCAAACAAGAGGCUGUUGAAGAAUUCAUUGUGCCAGACCAAUUAGGGAGCUCCACUUGGGGCUCCACAGACAACAGCGUGUUACUACAGAUAACCAGACUAUCUACCAUGCAUGAAGGAACCCUGUUCAGAAGGAGGUUCAAGGAAAGAAAGAAAAAAGGAAAAGUUAACACGGAACUUGAAGAGACUGGGGAAUAUCAAUGCGAUCUAUGCAGCAAGAAGUUCACAGUAAAAAAGUAUUUGAUCGGCCAUCUUAACUAUCACAAGUAUAAAAAACCAUUUCAUUGCGGUAUAUGUGACAAAACGUUUUCGUGUGAGACUUACGCGUCUGCGCACGAGAGGAUACACACUGGUGAGAAACCAUACAGUUGCAAGCUCUGCAAUAAAGCUUUCAGGUGCUCCAGCCAUCUGAUCAAGCAUGAAAGAACUCAUACAGAGGAGAAGCCCUUCUCGUGUGAAGUUUGUAAAAAGCAAUUUAGAGAGAAAACACAACUAAAGCUUCAUGAGCUUUUACACAAAGGGGAAGAGGCAAAACAGUAUCCUUGCAAGUUUUGUCCAAAGAAGUUUAUACAUAUGUAUAAGCUGACAAUUCACGAGCGAAAUCAUACUGGGGUUAGGCCGUUUGAGUGUAAAACGUGCGGGCAGAGCUUUGUUCAAAAGUUCCAACUAGACAGUCAUAACAGAUUACACACCGGCGACAAACCGCGUGUAUGCGAAAUAUGCGGCAAGCAUUUUAUAACAAAGGCGGACUUAGUGAGACACGAGCGCAUACACACAGGCACCAAGCCGUACAGCUGCGAUGUAUGCCAGCGGCAGUUCAGCCAAAAAGCGCACUUAAACUCUCACAUGUUAGUUCACAGCGGAGAGAAACCCUACUCGUGCGAGACAUGCUCAAAGAAGUUCAGCUGCAAACCCUCUUUGGUUAUUCACUCGCGGGUACACACGAACGAGAGACCGUACCCGUGCCGGGUAUGCGGGAGGCAGUUCAAACAGGGUGGCGUCAGGAGGAGGCAUGAAGCGACUCACACGAGGGACAAAACCAUAGCAUGCGAAGUGUGCAACGAACAUUUUGCCCUUAAAAGGGAGCUGAAGAAACACCAAAGGGUACACGUGGUGUACACUUGUGAUAUAUGCAAUAAGGUGUUUAGGGAUAAAUUCAAUUUUAAUAGACACGUGCAGACGCAUAGUGAGCAAGCGGCGGAAACCGAGGAAAACUAA
Cydia amplana is the source of this 1219-nucleotide messenger RNA. RefSeq names its product zinc finger protein OZF-like. The transcript has a single exon. Lineage: Eukaryota; Metazoa; Arthropoda; Insecta; Lepidoptera; Tortricidae. The record is from RefSeq and is a predicted model, not a curated record. The coding region runs from base 110 to 1219 and encodes 369 amino acids.